AUGCCUUCUAUUGAAGUGAACGGCAACGCCGUUAAAACUCGCAUUCUCCCAGUCAACGUGUCUGAGGUUGGGAAAUUCAAUAAUCAAGAAACCCUCGAGAGAUGGGAACUCCCCAAGGAUCUCUCUGGACUACAAUCUAUCGCGGAAGCAGCAGAGUACCUCAAGAUAGAAAGCAUACCCGUAGCCUUUCCAACAGAAACUGUUUAUGGAUUGGGUGCGGAUGCGACGCGAAGCGAUGCUGUGAAAGGGAUAUACAAGGCUAAAGGGCGACCUUCAGACAAUCCACUGAUUAUACAUGUUUGCGAUCUUACCAUGCUACGCAGUCUCUUGACCUCGACCGAUAAGCAAAACGUCGAUAGUGAUUUUUCCGAAAUACCAGAGAUCUACAGGCCACUAAUCAAACGUUUUUGGCCUGGUCCCUUGACCGUCCUUCUACCGAAUCCAUCUCCAAGCAAGUUGGCAUCAGAAGUUACAGCAGGUUUACCAACAUUCGGCGCGCGCAUGCCAAGCUCUCCUCUUGCGCUUUCUCUAAUAAGGCUCGCUGGUGUUCCACUCGCCGCCCCAUCUGCGAAUGCCUCUACGAAACCUUCCUGCACAACCGCUCAACAUGUGCAUCACGAUCUUGACGGUAGGAUCGAAAUAAUACUUGAUGGUGGUGCGUGCCAGGUCGGAGUAGAAAGUACGGUUGUAGAUGGCAUGUGUAAUCCUCCAGUCGUUCUCAGGCCUGGCGGUGUGAGUAUUGACGAGAUUCGAGAGUGUCGUGGCUGGGAAGGUGUGGUAAGAGGAUACAAAGACCAAAGUGAAAUUGGAGAUAAGGCACCCAGAGCACCGGGAAUGAAGUACAAACAUUACAGCCCCAAAGCGAAGGUUAUAUUGUGCGAGAAUGGGCGCGGCAUUGAACAUUUGUUCGGAGACGAAGCGCUCUCAAUUGUAGCAGCACGAGCUGAAGAGACGGAACACACCGAGCGCAAUUCUUUAUCCUCCGACAAGCCAGCCACAGUUGGCAUUAUAUCUACCCUGAAUUGGAGAUUUCGACCGGGGGUUGAAGAUUAUGCCGACUAUGAUAUUCAAGUAGAUGAACACAAAGACAAAGGAACUAUAGACAUAGAAGCGAGCUUACAGUCAAACGAGUUCGCGCUCUACACAAGAAAGCAUAAACCUUGGAUCAAAGAUUCGAGUGAUCAGACGACAGGCUGGCAUGUGGCGAACUGCUUGAAAAUUGCCCUGGGUAGUGAAAUCAAAGAUAUCGCCCAUGGUCUCUUUUCGGCCCUGCGAGAGUUGGACCAGAAAGGGUGUGAUGUCAUUUUUGUGGAAGGCAUCAAGGACGAAGGGGAUAUUGCGGCAGCCGUCAUGAACAGGCUUCGAAAAGCAGCGACGGUCAUUGAAAGAUAG
Molecule: messenger RNA, 1392 nt
Organism: Botrytis byssoidea
Lineage: Eukaryota; Fungi; Ascomycota; Leotiomycetes; Helotiales; Sclerotiniaceae
Exons: 1
Coding region: 1-1392 (463 amino acids)
Biological process (GO): regulation of translational fidelity
Cellular component (GO): cytoplasm
Molecular function (GO): tRNA binding; nucleotidyltransferase activity; double-stranded RNA binding
Source: RefSeq, a predicted model, not a curated record